Manis javanica (Malayan pangolin) is the source of this 1274-nucleotide messenger RNA. It is a transcript of the gene BET1, whose product is annotated as Bet1 golgi vesicular membrane trafficking protein. Lineage: Eukaryota; Metazoa; Chordata; Mammalia; Pholidota; Manidae. The record is from RefSeq and is a predicted model, not a curated record.
CGCCAUCAAUCCGCGCGAUGUUUAGACUCUACUGAUGUCGUGGCGCUCCGGGGAAGAAGUUGGGAGUUUCGCCCGGGCCCUGGUACUGAAGACGCGGUCCGGGUGACCCCAGGUCCCUUCCAACGCACACGUCCAACCGCCUUUCUCCCCACUCUUCUGGCAGAAUGAGGCGUGCAGGCCUGGGUGAGGGCAUACCUCCUGGCAACUAUGGGAACUAUGGCCACGCUAAUGCUGGGUAUAGUGCCUGUGAAGAAGAAAAUGAACGACUCACUGAAAGUCUGAGGAACAAAGUAACCGCUAUAAAAUCUCUUUCCAUUGAAAUAGGCCAUGAAGUUAAACAUCAAAAUAAAUUAUUAGCUGAAAUGGAUACACAAUUUGAUUCUACGACUGGAUUUCUAGGUAAAACAAUGGAAAAACUGAAGAUUUUAUCCAGAGGGAGCCAAACAAAGCUGCUGUGCUAUAUGAUGCUGUUUUCAUUGUUUGUCUUUUUUGUCAUUUAUUGGAUUAUUAAACUGAGGUGAUGCAAGUUACUGUGAGUUUGGAGUGCCACUUCAGUAAAAAACCAGCAUCAAAACAUUCCUAAUGUUCAAAUUCUAUGACUUUUGCCAUUGAAUAUUACUGAAUUUUACUUGUUUUAUAAAUCACAGUAGGUAAUACAGUGAUCUUUGAAUACUGUUUCUUAAUGAUUCAUUUUGCCCCUAUUUUCAGGGGUAUUGAGAAGGCCUGAAGUCACUCUGGCCCCAACAAUUUGUUUCUGUUGUUUGCUGUCAGAUUAAGUAGCAGUAUAGUAUUUGGUUGUGGCCGUCAAUGUAGGUUUAUAGAGAACAGAGAAUGCCUGGAGAGCCAGGUGCUGAGCUCCUGAGGUAGUGAACAGGUCUGUGAUGGAGCGAGCGGUAAAUGCAUUUUCCUUAUCUGUAACCAACCCUGGUGAUGUACUCUCAUUUCCUCCUGUAUUUGUUUAAAAUUAUAGACUGACUUCUUUUUACCUAUAAUUUUCCUAGUAUUUUUUGAUGAUAUGACUCCCCUUACCCACUCUGUCCAAGGACCUCAUUCUUUAAUAAAGCUUAUUGUUUUGGCAUAUUUCUGGUAAGGCUGCAAACAGAUGUGAACCAAUAUAGUUGUUUAAUAUCAAUUCUCUGUAUACUGUUGACUUAUAACAGUUUUUUUAUUUUAGCCACUUACAUAGGCCUUUUGGUUAUGAUUUGUGACAGAAUAAUGUGAAGCUAAAGUAAUUGCUAAGCUCUAAAUGGAAAUAAAAUGUUCAAGAAAAUUAA